This is a messenger RNA of Gongylonema pulchrum, 501 nucleotides long. Lineage: Eukaryota; Metazoa; Nematoda; Chromadorea; Rhabditida; Gongylonematidae. The record is from the annotation of a GenBank genome assembly.
GAAACGGAUACGCCGCGAAUUUCGAUUGGAGAGGGCAGUGAAAUGGAACAACGCAUUGAUCUGCUAGAAAGAAACGAAAAACGUUUACGAGAAGAAUUUCAAACACAUUUGGAAGAACGGCUUGAGGAGGAAACGCUAAAAGUAUCGGCCGCCUAUGAAUUGAAAAUUGAACAGGAGAGCAAAAAAAGCAAGAAGCUUGAAGAAGAUAUCAAAACGCUGAAGAAUGAGUGCGAUCAAAAAGCGCAACAAAUUAGCGAUUUGAAUGGCAAAAACAAAAAGUUGAUGGACGAACUAAAUGCCGUGAAGAGCGAAUUAGAAAGGAAAAAUUUAGAAAUAAAAAAUUUCAGCAAAAAGACAGAUGAGUAUUUGAGGAAACGAGAGAAUCAACAGGCUAUGGCUCUUGAAAAGAAAAUUAUGAAUUUGAAUAAAGAGCACGAGAAAAAGAUUGAUCUUUUAAAACGACACGAAAUGGAGAAGGCUGCCAAGUACCAAAAUUUUUAA